Molecule: messenger RNA, 1173 nt
Organism: Bolinopsis microptera
Lineage: Eukaryota; Metazoa; Ctenophora; Tentaculata; Lobata; Bolinopsidae
Product: cysteinyl leukotriene receptor 1-like
Exons: 1
Coding region: 1-1173 (390 amino acids)
Biological process (GO): neuropeptide signaling pathway
Cellular component (GO): plasma membrane
Molecular function (GO): G protein-coupled peptide receptor activity
Source: RefSeq, a predicted model, not a curated record
AUGAACGGAACCAGUGUCUCACCCAUAGCAGACUACAUAUUCGGUUUGACAGAGCUAGGAUCGAUUAUUAUGGGACUUGUGUUGAACCUCCUAACUAUCCCCUACUUCAACCGGAACAGCAAAGAACAGUUCUCCAGCAUGAUCUACCUCUUUAUUGUCAUCACGGAUAUUCUCAUCCUGGUGUCCUGCUUCCCCUCCGCUCUUACCAUGCUGAACCACAGACAAGCCCUCAUCCUGGACAACCGCUUCCUCUGUACUCUCACCGGCUUCGUCUUUAACAUCGGAGCCAGGAUGUCUGUUUUCCUGAUAGCAGUUUUGGGCUGUGCUCGGUGUUUAUCUCUAGUCUUCCCCUUCAAGAAAACUAGAUCUCGCCUGUACUUCAUCUCUAUAACCGUGUACUUUAUUUUUAAUGUUGUACUGGCUAGUCUGCCGCUAGUGUUCAGUUCAAAGGGCUACCACUAUUCCCCUUAUGUUGGACAGUGUGCCUGGGGGAUUAACGAACUUAGCUUUGUCAACUGUUUUGGCACAUCGUGUACUCUGUGGCUGUUUAUAACAUACGGAACUAUAAUCUUCCCAUGGCUUGUGCCGGGUGUUGUGGUGAUUCUCUCCUCUGCCAUAUCUAUUGUAACACUCAUCAGAUCCGAACGAGCUAGAAGAAAGAUGGCACCCCGGCGGGAAGGUGCACCUUUCACCCCACAACGGAACGCCAGUAUCAAGACCAAACAUGCCACCGUGACAAUCCUGAUCAUGACUCUGGUGUACAGUGUAUUCAACAUGCCUGGCUGGCUGCUUUACUCUUAUCUCCUUAUCAGUAAGUUCAACCCGAUCACCUGGCUCAGAGGAAACACUGCCCUGUAUCUCCAGAUAUUCGUGUGCAGACUCUCUGUAGCGAUGAACAGUGCUGCUAACCCUGUUGUUUACUUCUCACGAAUUGAAGCCCUCUCAAAACUAACUUUCCGUAAACAUUCUAUGUCUAUGAGUAUAGUUUCCCGAGCUUCCAACGCCCUAAAGCUAGUCCCUAGACCUGUCAGGUCUGAACAGAGUUAUUUCAGAUCUAGAUCGAUAUCGUAUCCAAAGUUCAGAGUUUCGUUGCCUGCCCGACAGGUUCCAGACAUUCUAACGAGUGAGGUGCGGGCUCAAACUGCUAGAGAGUUGACUUAUAUUGUCGAUUAA